Molecule: messenger RNA, 741 nt
Organism: Blumeria graminis f. sp. triticale
Lineage: Eukaryota; Fungi; Ascomycota; Leotiomycetes; Helotiales; Erysiphaceae
Source: the annotation of a GenBank genome assembly
AUGGCACUGAUCGAAUUCGAUCCACACAACCUGCAAUCGGUAAAACUUGGCUGUCACUGCAUCCAGGCAUUAUGCUUAGUUUUCAUUUUUGUGCUCGAAUUAGUUGUCUUUAGCAGAGCGACUUUAAUUGACGGCCGAGUAGGAUGGCAGUUUGGUCUAGUUUUCUUGACCGUACCAGCAAUCUUAUAUCUCACCAUGAUCGUACGCUUUCCUCGCACUAGGAAGUUUGCCCAGCCGUACGCUCUGGCAACCGUCGACUUUUUCUUUGCAAUCCUCUGGAUAUCAGGCUUCUCUGCGCAAGCCUCAUACAACUCAACGAAUAGAUGUUAUGGGGCAUGUGGUGUCAGUAAGGCCAUCGUAGGCCUCGGCUUUGUGACAUGGAUUUUCUGGGUUCUUACAACAGUAAUGUCUCUUUACGGCGUCAUGUACUGGAAGCGCGAAGGUUAUCUUCCAGGUGUUUCUCGAAAUCCAUACAAUGCCGCCAUGAUCGAUCCAGACAAGGAGGCUUUUAGCACUGCACCCCAUAGUGACGAUUAUGUAGUCGUCCAUAAUUCUGGCGAGCAUGAGACUCCAUACUACAGUGGUGUAGGUAACAGCCCCUACACAGAACGUCCAUCUGGUUAUGUUCCACAGCACAUUAGACAAGAGGAAGAAGAGACAGCUUACAUGGGAUACACGGGUGCGGAUGCAAAUUUAUCGGGGAGGGUGCAAUUUCCCGUGGCGAAGUACGAAAAUGUCUGA